UGUCCCCGCCAUGAUCACUCAGGACUUGAGGAGCCCCCCCUAAAUUCGUGUUACCCCUCCCCCACUUUGUCCCCUUCUCCCCAUGUUUGUGUCUCCCCUCCCCCACCGUGUGUCCCCCUCCCCUCCCGGGCUCCCCACACCCUCCCCAAGCAAUAACUGGAGCCUCCGGACACCCCGAUGGCGGAGGACGACGGUGGAGGUAGGGCCGGGCCCCGCCCGGGUGUCCCCUCUGUCCCCACUGUCACCCCAAAAUGGGGGGGGGAAGGGGAUGACAAUUUGGGGGGGGGCGAAAACGGGCCCCACUGCGAGGCCAGGCUGCGUUUCCAUGGGAACGGGACUAGGCCUGAGCGCUACUACGAGGCCAGGCUGUGUUUCCAUGGGAACAGGACUAGGCCAAUGCCCUCAUUGUGAGCUCAGGCUGCGUUUCCAUGGGAACAGGACUAGGCCUGAAUGUUACUGUGAGGCCAGGCUGUGUUUCCAUGGUAACGGACCUAGGCCAGGCUGUGUUUCCAUGGUAACAGGACUAGGCCUGAGGUCUACUGUGAGCUCAUGCUGUGUUUCCAUGGUAACAGGACUAGGCCAGAACCCUCACUGCGAGCUCAGGCUGCGUUUCCAUGGGAACAGGACUAGGCCUGAGCGUUACUGUGAGGCCAGGCUGUGUUUCCAUGGUAACGGAACUAGGCCAGGCUGUGUUUCCAUGGUAACAGGACUAGGCCUGAGCACUACUGCGAGGCCAGGCUGUGUUUCCAUGGGAACAGGACUUGGCCAGAACCCUCACUGCGAGCUCAGGCUGCGUUUCCAUGGUAACAGGACUAGGCCAGGCUGCAUUUCCAUGGUAAUAGGACUAGACCUGAGCCCUCACUGCGAGCUCAGGCUGUGUUUCCAUGGUAACAGGACUAGGCCAGAGCCCCCCAAACAAGCCCUACCCCCUUUGGGGGGGGCCGGGACCCCCCCAAACCUGCUCCCCCCACCACAUUACGGGGGGUGGGGCCCUGGGGCGGCAGUUUGGGGUGGGGCCCCCAGGCGCCCCCUCCCGACCAGCAUGUCUUGCAUGUCCGACCCACGCGGAGCCUUAUGCAAAUGA
This is a messenger RNA of Myiozetetes cayanensis, 1084 nucleotides long. RefSeq lists its product as uncharacterized. The record is from RefSeq and is a predicted model, not a curated record. NCBI's taxonomy places the organism in Eukaryota, Metazoa, Chordata, Aves, Passeriformes, Tyrannidae. The transcript is spliced from 6 exons. The coding region runs from base 83 to 1084 and encodes 333 amino acids.